AUGAGGAGAGAGAAUGAAACAGAACUCACAGAUUUCACCCUCCUGGGCUUCUUCCCAGAGUUUAAACACAUCACAGCCAUGGUUUGCAUCAUCCUCCUGAUCUUCUCAGCUGCCUUUACUGGGAACACUCUUCUGAUCCUUCUCAUUUGGUUGGAUUCUCGACUUCACACUCCCAUGUACAUCCUGCUUAGUCAGCUCUCCUUGAUGGAUUUGACCUUGACCUCUAGCAUCGUCCCCAAGAUGGCAGUCAACUUCUUCUCUGGGUGGCGAAGGAUCUCUUUCCUGGCAUGUGGAACACAGAUUUUCUUCUCUCUGACUGUGGCCAUUGCAGAAUGCAUCCUGAUAACUCUCAUGUGCUUUGAUCGCUAUGUGGCCAUAUGUAAUCCCCUAAGGUACCCAGUCAUCAUCAGUCAUAAAGCGUGCUUCCAGAUGGCUGCUAUGUCAUGGGCUGGUGGGGCACUUACUUCCCUGGGCCAUACUGCUUUCACCUUACAUUUCCACAUCUGCAGUCCUAGGGAGAUCCCCCACUUUUUCUGUGAAGUCAUGGCUGUCCUUAGGAUUGUCUGUGAGGACAUUUCAGCCUAUGAGAAGGCAGUGGUGGUGACAAGUAUCCUAGUUCUGCUGCUGCCCUUAACACUCAUCUUGUCAUCUUAUGUCCUCAUCUUCCUUGCUGUCCUCCGAAUGAACUCUCCAGAAGGCAGGAACAAAGCUCUGGCCACCUGCUCCUCUCACCUGUGUGUGGUGGGUCUCUAUUUUGGUCCAGGUAUGUGCAUUUACAUGAGACCUGGUGCUGCCAAGACUCCAAAGCUGAACCAGGGUCUCUUUCUGUUUGGAACAGUUCUCACUCCUCUCCUGAACCCCCUUGCCUACAGUCUCAGGAACAAGGAAGUUAUAGGUGCACUGAAAAAGUUGAUGAGAAGGUACCCAUCUUCCAGGUGA
Molecule: messenger RNA, 939 nt
Organism: Elephantulus edwardii (Cape elephant shrew)
Lineage: Eukaryota; Metazoa; Chordata; Mammalia; Macroscelidea; Macroscelididae
Product: olfactory receptor 2M5-like
Exons: 1
Coding region: 1-939 (312 amino acids)
Biological process (GO): G protein-coupled receptor signaling pathway
Cellular component (GO): membrane
Molecular function (GO): G protein-coupled receptor activity; olfactory receptor activity
Source: RefSeq, a predicted model, not a curated record